AUGGCUCGAGUCAACUUUCGCGGUAUCGACUUGCAUGAAGACCUUGAGUUUGGACUGAAUCAAGUGAUCGCUUUGGAUCUUGAAGGGGCGGAGGGCAUGAAGUUUCAUCUCUACAGUGAUAUUUUUUUGCAUAUCGAGUGGGAGAACGUAGAGGGCGCAGUCUUUCGAGAGUACAUCAAGGAAUUUGACACUAAGGCACUAUGUAAUGAAUUCAUGGCAGCUUUGCGGACUUUGUCUGGGCUUCCUACCAAGGUUGUCUGUGAGUAUGAGUCGGCACAGCGCGUGAAUGAGAUGGUUGCUGGUGUUGUUGACAGGGUUGUCGACGGGUGA
This is a messenger RNA of Seminavis robusta, 330 nucleotides long. NCBI's taxonomy places the organism in Eukaryota, Bacillariophyta, Bacillariophyceae, Naviculales, Naviculaceae. The record is from the annotation of a GenBank genome assembly.